UAUUAUUGUUCAGCUGUGAGACUGCAGCAGCUGACUGAACAGGGAGGAGCUGUGAAACUUUCUAACAGGCUGGUUCUUUUGCUCAUGUUAACAUUCUCACUGUUUCGUCUUCGACCACGCGUAAACAAACAAGUGCGAGCAGAAAAGCUUCUACGCGUUGACUUGGGGACAUUUUGGAAACCAUUAACGCGAGACGAGUCAGUGUUUACUACAAUGUCAAGCUGGAGGAAUCACGUGUGCACAAGCCUGCAACAGAGAGACAGAAAAGAGAAAAUCCCAUACGCCGGCGUUUUCACGUGCUUGUCUCAGCUGGAGGAGCGUUAUGAAAUUCGCACGCACAUUUUGGACGAUGUUCUGUGUAAGAGUUUAGGGCGAGGUGAUGUUGACGUGGGAAAAGACUCAAGACUCCUUCAACUCCAACUGAGAGAGAGUGAACACGUGCAAGAAAAGCUCUCUCAGACUGUCUCUGACCUGACCACCGUCCUGUAUCUGAAAGAAGCUGAACUGCAGUACAGGCAGGCACGCGUGUCCCUCUUCCGCCAAGAGGCUCUUUCUCUGGCUAGAAGAAGCAACACCCAAAGGGCGUCCCUUUCAGAUUUAGAGCACACCCUGGAGUGCCAAUCCAAAGAGUUGGCAGAUCUGCAUGAAGAGGUGAGAGGACUUAAAAAAGCGCUGGCACAGGCGCGGCAAGAGAAUGAAGAACUCUUACAACGUUGGAUGGAGGAGAAGAGGGUGGAGGCAGACCGACUGAAUAAGUACAACGACACGCAGGAGAGGUGGCAGCGUUUGGCGAAACAGCUGAAGAAGCAACUCCGCAUCGAAAUUGGAAAGGAGUAUGCUCCCAUAGUGACGAACUCUUGGAACGGUCAGUCCGAAAUGCUUCCUACGGCCAUUCACUGGAUCAACAAUACAUCAGAGAUCCGGCUGACACAUUCAGACCGUGAGCGCGUCUCAACUGUAACACAAGUCUGAUACUCUCAUGGGAUUCUGGAAACGUCAGCGUUUAGCACAAGGAUUACCUCUCUAACCGUUUCCCUGGUACUUGUAGGUAGAAGAACAACAAAUUGCUCGAUGGGAUGACAGAAUGAUGACCAAUAUAGCAAACCUGUUAACUUGAAGUGUUGUAACAAAUGUUUUUUUUAUUAUCUUAACCUGAUUUUUUUUAUGGAUCUACCACUAUAUACUGUCUAUGUAUUGUUUACUUUACAUGCCUAAUUUUACACUUGCUUGAGCUUGAACUGAAUUUGAGCCUCCUUUGUCCCAUGUACGGUCAAUUACACUCCAUCUUACUUACUCACUGGACUUUGCCCUGAUUGACAAAAAGCAAAAUAUAUUUUUUUAAUAAUCCUUCCAAAUGUUUUUUCUUUCCCGCUUAUCACUUACAUUUGAUAAGUUGGUGUUUUUUUUUAACUUUAAUUGUUGUUUUGUGGAGAAACUGAAUAAUGAAUAAUCAGAAUUUAUGUUAAAAUUAUUGUAAAACACAUUUUAAAUAAUCUUUGAUAAUUAACAUGUCUUUUGAAAAUGGAAAAAGCUAUAUGUCAGAUGGAUAUAUAUGUUAUUGUAUAGUAUAGUAUUGAUGUUUUUCUGUAUUGCCCUGAAAAAUAAAGUCCCUCAUAAGCUAAUUUUGUUUGAAAA
Molecule: messenger RNA, 1635 nt
Organism: Labrus mixtus (cuckoo wrasse)
Lineage: Eukaryota; Metazoa; Chordata; Actinopteri; Labriformes; Labridae
Exons: 7
Coding region: 85-972 (295 amino acids)
Biological process (GO): negative stranded viral RNA replication; autophagosome assembly
Cellular component (GO): autophagosome membrane
Source: RefSeq, a predicted model, not a curated record